Propithecus coquereli (Coquerel's sifaka) is the source of this 4801-nucleotide messenger RNA. RefSeq names its product oxysterol binding protein-like 8 (gene OSBPL8). Bases 73 to 2208 code for a protein of 711 amino acids. The transcript is spliced from 18 exons. NCBI's taxonomy places the organism in Eukaryota, Metazoa, Chordata, Mammalia, Primates, Indriidae. Gene Ontology annotation, cellular component: intracellular membrane-bounded organelle; membrane; cytosol. The record is from RefSeq and is a predicted model, not a curated record. Gene Ontology annotation, molecular function: cholesterol binding.
GAUUUGCAGAUUUACAGAAUGGCCAAACGUUAAUGGAAAGAGAAGCAUAAACUAAACCUAUCUUCUUUCAUUAUGGAGACAGGCUUGGCAGAUGGAGAGCCUGACCGAACUUCGCUUCUUGGUGAUAGCAAAGAUGUCCUUUGGCCAUCAACUGUUGUAGCAAACAGUGACGAAGCUCAACUUCUGACACCAGGAAAGAUGAGUCAGCGCCAAGGGAAAGAAGCUUAUCCAACGCCAACCAAAGAUUUGCAUCAGCCAUCUCUCAGUCCAGCAAGUCCUCAUAGCCAGGGUUUUGAAAGAGGGAAGGAAGAUAUUUCUCAAAAUAAAGAUGAAUCUUCACUUUCUAUGUCAAAGAGUAAGUCUGAAUCUAAACUUUAUAAUGGCUCGGAGAAGGACAGCUCAACUUCAAGCAAGCUCACAAAAAAAGAAUCUCUUAAGAUUCGUGGUACUCUAAAGAGCUGGACCAAGUUGUGGUGUGUGUUGAAACCUGGGGUGCUACUGAUCUAUAAAACACAAAAAAAUGGUCAAUGGGUAGGAACGGUCCUUCUGAACGCCUGUGAAAUCAUUGAGCGUCCAUCAAAAAAGGAUGGCUUUUGUUUCAAACUUUUCCAUCCUCUGGAACAAUCUAUUUGGGCAGUGAAGUGCAUGUUUCUCAAAGAAAAAAAUGGAAUGUUUAAAGGAAGGUGCUGGAUGGAUGCUUUGGAGUUGGCUUUGAAAUGUUCUAGUCUUCUUAAACGUACAAUGAUCAGGGAAGGGAAGGAACAUGACCUGAGCAUUUCAUCAGAUAGCACACAUGUGACUUUGUAUGGCUUAUUACGUGCUAACAAUCUCCACAGUGGUGACAACUUUCAGUUAAAUGAUAGUGAAAUUGAACGACAACAUUUUAAGGACCAAGAUAUGUAUUCUGAUAAAUCUGAUAAAGAAAAUGAUCAAGAACAUGAUGAGUCUGAUAAUGAGGUGAUGGGGAAAAGUGAAGAAAGUGACACGGAUACAUCAGAAAGGCAAGAUGACUCAUAUAUUGAACCUGAGCCUGUUGAGCCUUUAAAGGAGACUACCUACACUGAACAGAGCCAUGAAGAACUUGGAGAGGCAGGUGAGGCUUCUCAAACAGAAACUGUGUCUGAAGAAAACAAAAGCCUUAUCUGGACACUGCUCAAACAAGUUCGUCCUGGCAUGGACCUGUCCAGGGUGGUUCUGCCUACAUUUAUCUUGGAACCCCGUUCUUUCCUGGAUAAACUUUCAGAUUACUACUAUCAUGCAGAUUUCCUAUCUGAGGCUGCUCUUGAAGAAAAUCCUUAUUUCCGCUUGAAGAAAGUAGUGAAAUGGUAUUUGUCAGGAUUCUAUAAGAAGCCAAAGGGACUGAAGAAACCUUAUAAUCCUAUACUUGGUGAGACUUUCCGUUGUUUAUGGAUUCAUCCCAGGACAAACAGCAAAACUUUUUAUAUUGCUGAACAGGAUAGUGAAGUUUUUAUUACUGACAAAAAGACUGAUAAUUCAGAGGUUUUCUGGAAUCCAACACCUGACAUUAAGCAAUGGAGAUUAAUAAGGCACACCGUAAAAUUUGAAGAACAGGGAGAUUUUGAAUCAGAAAAACUCUGGCAGCGGGUAACUCGAGCCAUAAAUGCCAAAGACCAAACAGAAGCUACUCAAGAGAAGUAUGUUUUAGAAGAAGCUCAAAGGCAAACUGCCAGAGAUCGAAAAACAAAAAAUGAAGAAUGGACUUGCAAGCUAUUUGAACUUGAUCCACUCACAGGAGAAUGGCAUUACAAGUUUGCAGACACCCGACCAUGGGACCCGCUUAAUGAUAUGAUACAGUUUGAAAAAGAUGGUGUUAUCCAGACCAAAGUGAAACAUCGUACUCCAAUGGUUAGUGUCCCAAAAAUGAAACAUAAGCCAACCAGGCAACAGAAAAAAGUGGCAAAAGGAUAUUCUUCCCCAGAACCUGAUAUCCAAGACUCAUCUGGAAGUGAAGCUCAAUCAGUGAAACCAAGUACAAGAAGAAAGAAAGGGAUAGAACUGGGAGACAUUCAAAGUUCCAUCGAAUCUAUAAAACAAACACAGGAAGAAAUUAAAAGGAAUAUUAUGGCUCUUCGAAAUCAUUUAGUUUCAAGCACACCUGCCACGGAUUAUUUUCUGCAGCAAAAAGACUACUUCCUCAUUUUCCUCCUGAUUUUGCUUCAAGUCAUAAUAAACUUCAUGUUUAAAUAGAAGUUCUCUACAGUUGAAUCAAUGAACUGUAAAGAUCAGAUUUGGCCUAGGACCAAUGUUCAAGUUGGCUUGGUCUUUAUUAAAACAUCACAAUAUUUCUAAAACAAAAACACCUAGGAAAUAAAUAUAGAGGUGUUGACCUUUAAUAUCUUUUAUCUUUAACCUGAAACAAGAGCUAUCCUAUUUGGUUAUUAAAGUGACCUGUGUAUUAAGUGCCAGGACAUUCGUAGCUUUUGUGAGAAUGUGUCUACAUGUGAGCAUAAUAAAUCCACAUGUAUACACAAUUGUCUCUUAUGUACUCUUACCUGAUAGUAGUCUUUGUAUUCUAUAAUAUGUUCUGAGAUACGUUAACAUUGUUCAUAACAAAAAUGCAUCAAUCUUAUAAUAUAUGUAUAGUAAUCUAUUUUCUUCAUAAAACAGGCACAAAGCUUUUAUCAAUAAGGAAUUACAGACUGAGAAAUGAUGGAAUAAUAGACAUGAUUAAUUCAAUACACUGUACUGUUAAAAUAAUUUCCAAAGCACCCAGCUCAAUUGUCUUCUUAGAAAUAGCAAGAAAAACGUGUGAAUGGUCAGUGAAUAUAUUGAGAGAGACAGGUGGCAAAUUGCUUUUUAAAAAGUUUACACAGAUUUUUUUUUAACCCCUAGAAUUUAAUGUUUAUAGAAACAGGUAUAUAUGUACUUACGUGUAUAUCAAUAUUAAAAAACUUGUACGCAACUACUUGGAUUGAUUACAAUACCAGUUUAAGCACUUGUUAAAAAAAGUGUGGUCAAAAUUCACUGUUUUUUAAUGUUUUUUUAAGUCAGCUGGUCCAUAACUUAGGCCAAAUUCUAGAGAUGUUUAAAGGGCAUAUGAAAUGCUGAUAAUUCAUGUUUUUUUCAUUAUGAAAAAUUUAUUUUAGCUUUCAUUUAGACCCUAAUGUGUUCAGUGAAUAAGUAGAAUAAAAAAAUUAUAACUACUAUUUUACUUCAAAAGCCAAAAAGAGAAAGGCAAUAAGACACUGUAUGGUGGCCUUUAUGUGUACAUUAAAAUUGGUUUCUUUAAAAUGUGCAAUAAUUUGAACAUCUGAGAAGAUUAUCAAGUUCUGAAGUUUAAUUCUUUAUUAUCCCCUUUUGUUCUUAGUAACUUCCUUCUGUGGUAAAACCACAAUUCUUUAAGAUUCCUUUUGUUCAGGCUCAGGCACACUUUUUCCUAAGAUUUUGUUUGUUUGUUUUUUCAGUUUAAUUUUUUGACAUUGUGUUUUUACAUACAUAUUUGUAAGUCCUCAAGAGCAAGUUUUGCCAAGAGCAGUUAAGUUUAGGAACAUAUUGUCUUAAAAUAUGUCUUAGAAUCCUGAAAGUAUAGAUUUUGAAAUAAUUAUUAAUUAAAAUGAAGGUCAGAGAGAGGAAUUGCUCUGGCCACAUUUGCCUUUGACUAAGAAGAGACUGUGAGACACUAGUAAAACUACAAUCAACUGUUUAUGCUGUGAUAAAUAUAAAAUCAAAGGAUUAUUGCUAAAUUAUGAAAAUUAAAAUAAAAAGAGCCUGCUUUUUUCCCCUAACCAAUAUAGCUGUCUUAAGUACGCUUAGGUUUCUAUGAAGAACCAUUUCCCAUGUUUCGUUGACAAAAUAAUGUUGUAUUUUAUAUGUGCAUGUGAAUUUAUUUUUUAAAUUGAUAAAAGCAUAAAUAAGGUAUACUUAUAGCCAGUAUUCUCAUGACUACAUUGGAGUGAGUGGUUUUUUUGUUAUAGUUCAUAUUUGUCAAUAUAAUUUUUGUAUUCACAUUCUGUUACCAAUGUUAUGCUCAACUGCCUAUUCGUUGAUAUAUGAUAGUUUGUAAAUAUUGUACAAUUUGAUCUUUUUUAUGGUUUAAAUUAGUAUUUAUAUUACAUAUAACUUGAUUGGCUGAUCACAAAGUAAUUUCAUCAUUAAACCCUGAAAACUUAAAAAUUUUUGUGACCCACCUCUUAGGGUUUUGGUCUUAUCCUCUUGUUUGUUAUUUUUAUUUGGUCAAGAUGAUGUUUUAUUUGUAUGGGUGUCUUCUAAGAUUAGAAAGGUAUUUUCUUUAUUUAAAAAAAAAAAUUCUUUUAGGGCAAAUGUUAUGGAUUUUUACCCAAAGAGUCAAAAACUAUUUCAUAAGAAAGAGCAGGGUUAUUCAUGACUGUUUUUUAAUACACUAAAAGCAUACGUCUAAUCCAAUAGUCCUUUUAAUGCUUUUAGUUGUAUGAAUUCCUUUCUAUGAACUGAACACAAAACUCAGGAAUUGGUGGUUUAAUUUUAGAUCAGUGCUUCUACUAGGAUUAGUAUGUGAAUCUUUAAAACACAUAGUUAAUUUUGUAUUUAGCCAUAGUAUGUAAUUGACUUUGAAUGUUCUUUACCUGAGAGUAAUCUUCCUUCACACAUGGAUUCAUAAUGUGAUUUACAGUUUCCAAUUGUCUGAGAGCCUCAUAAUGGUUUCUAGGAUUUAUAGCUUUAUGACCAGUUUUCUUCAAACGUUUAUCAAAAUUUCAUUUUCCCACAUGAAAACUUAGAUGAGUAAUUAUUGAUCUUUCUUAGUUGUUAAAUUACUAUGCCAUCAGUUAUCCACCAUUUAGUAAGAGAUGUAGCUGGCCAAGGA